UCGUCAGAUGUCUGGACCUUGCAUCACACUUUCGUACGAUGAUAUAUUCUCUUGAGCAGUAUACAAACUUUUAGGCCGCCAUUAUUAUAAGGCCAUGGGUUUCAUAACAAAAUUUUAACCAGAAUUGGCAAAACUCUUAAUAGCAUAGUACUCGAUAUGUAAUUUGAUUCUUUGGCCACUAUUAGCCCAUCGAAUAAUUUGAUUAUUUGGUCAGAUAAACAAAGUUAUCGUGUACCAAGAGUUUGGGUAUUUGAUCUCAGAACUACAAAAGAUGAACACAAAUUUGGCAAAUUUGAUUUCAGAACGGAUUGAUUAUGGACUAUGGAGGUAGAUCUCAGAACCAAAAAAAAUGAACACAAAUUUGAGAUGGAUCUCAGAACGGCUUAAAAACUAGUAAAAUUUAGAUUCAGCUGUGUUUAACUCGAGUUUUAACUCAAGAAAUUAACUGGACGGUCCGCUGCCGCUUCCCGCCAUUACUGGGCAGCAUAAAUAAAUGAGUUCCCGCGAGCUCAUCUCCCUCAACCGCCUCGCGAGAAUUCAAGCCGCUCAUGCGUUGCAUCGCCGCGCGCUUCGCGUCACCCCCACGGGAAGCGUGACCCCGCUCACGCCGCGCUCCACCGCCGCCGCCGCCGCCGCCUCCUCCUCCUCUCCUGCUCCCUCUCCAACCAGCAACCGAGAGCUCACCUGUUCUUGUUUCUCCCGGCACCGAAAGUGAGAAGAAAAAGGAGAGGUAUAAAUGAGCUCGCCGACGCCAUCACGGGCCGCCGCCGCGUCGUCGUACCGGAGGCGUGGGAGGUGCACAAUAAGAAGGGCGCGGGUGCGGCGGUGCAGGAUGAAGCUGAUGUACUUCCUGAUGGACAAGGAGGAGAAGCAUCGGAAGCGGGCGGAGCUGGAGCUGGAGGUGUCGGAGCUGGAGGCGGCGCUCGACAAGGAGACGCGCCUCGGCAGGAUCCUCCACUGCUCCCUCCAGGGCCGCGUCGUCUGCCAUUGCUGCCUCUCCACCCUCGUUCCUAACAAGAUCAGGGGCCUCCUUGCAGAGCUAGCAAUUGUGGAGGAUGAGAUAUUCUACCUGGAGAAGAAGGUGGACGACUUACGGCUGCGGCUUCACCGGGAGCGCAAGUGGACUGAUCAGUGCAUUUUUCAGCAGCAGCAGCAGAAUUGGCCGCAAAAUCGCCAUCAGAGGCACUCCAUCUGCAGCCUUGGUGGAAGGAGGGAGCUUCAAGGAGCUGAGUUGCUACCAAGGCUACCUUGUCCUGGCAGUGAUGAAGCUCUUGAAUGUGAAAGCAAGGCUUCUGUUGGAUCUGUCUCUAGCAAAGGUGAGGAAGUUGAGCAAAUACGAAGAAGCAGCCACUCAUUUGAGAAUUUGAAGCUCCCUGAAAGGAAAAUCUGCUUGAGUGGCCCAAAUAAGCUCUCUGAGGAGCUGAUCAGACUGACAGUGAACAUCUUCCACAAGCUGAAUAAAACAACGAAUGCAGCAGAGCUGGAGAUGAGCAGCACAUCAAAGCUCAACAUCUCCUGCAUUGGCCCCAGAAGUCUUGUUCCUAAGUCGUCUGCGAUCACCGGCGCAGCCAUUAGCACUCUCAAGAACCGCAGAAUGUCACAGGGCGGCGACGGAGCAGAGAAGGAGAUUGGGUGCCACAAGAGAUUUGUUGAAUUUACGAAGAGCUCGUUUGAUGUAAGCCGCAUAUCGUCGUGUCUUGUAGACAUCAAGAACUUGAGAAUCUUGAUGCAGAGGCUUUGCAAUGUUGAUCCAAGUUUUCUGACGAACAAGCAGAAGCUGGCGUUCUGGAUUAACAUCUACAACUUCUGCAUAAUGCAUGCAUGUCUUCAGCAUGGCUUACCUCCAUCUCCAGAUAAGCUUCUUGGAUUGCUGAAUCAGGCUUCAGUGAACGUGGGAGGAACAGUUCUGAAUGUUCUGUCGAUCGAGCAUCUCAUCCUGAGACACUCCCCUGAAGGCAAGCAAGGAAUCAUGGACGAAAGGGAGAGAGAUUUGCAGCUCUCCUACGGGCUAGGAUACCCUGAACCCAACGUCGUGUUCGCUCUGUGCAGAGGCAGCCGCUCCUCGCCUGCACUGAGAGUUUACACGGCGGAGGACAUCUCGAACGAGCUGGAGCGAGCCAAGGUGGAGUACCUGGAGUCGUCGGUGCGCGCGGCGAGCAAGAAGAAGGUGGUCGUCCCCAAGCUGCUGCACUGGCACAUGCGGGACUUCGCCGACGACGUCGCGUCGCUGCUCGAGUGGAUCUACAGCCAGCUCCCCGGCCGGUCGUCGUCGACGGGGCAGCUCAAGCGCACCAUCAGGGAGCUCCUCGGCGCCUCCGGCGCCGGUGGCAAGGCGGCGGUGGCGAAGGCGGUGGAGGUGGAGCCUUACAGCGCCGAAUUCCACUACCUGCUGCCACUCUGAUGCGAUGAACCUCUGAUGAUGAGUUUCUUCUCCUUGCAUGCAGCAUUGCUACGUACGGCUUUGAAGAUAUUCUGUUAUUUCGCCGCGUAUACCAACGUGUACAUCGUUGCAAGUGACUAAUCUAGUCAAUCAAACAAAUAAAUUUAGUGAAGUAUAUAUAGUUCAAUUUUCCCCCCUACUGAAUCCAACGAUGUGCAGCCAUUUUAGAAGUUAGUAGUUGUAGUAUGACUGAUACUCCCUCCAUCCAUCCCAAAAUGUUUUGGGGGAGUAAUUGUUAGAAGGAAAAAUUGCAAAAAUGUACCUCAAUAUCAUCCUGAGUUAAGAUCCCCUAUAAAAUAUUUGUUGCAGAUA
Molecule: messenger RNA, 2752 nt
Organism: Oryza sativa Japonica Group (Japanese rice)
Lineage: Eukaryota; Viridiplantae; Streptophyta; Magnoliopsida; Poales; Poaceae
Source: RefSeq, a predicted model, not a curated record